AUGGCUUUUGCCUCAGUGAUUUGUCUCAAGAACACAAUUGAGCGGCUCACAAAUUCAUCCAAAAUCGUGCUCCUUCCACCCUCUCAACAAAUCAUAGAAUUUACCCACAAAAAGCUUCAAUCUUUGCAAGAAAUUCUCGAAAAAUUGGACAGCAGCAGCAAGAGCUCCACCAGGAACAGAGUAAAUGCUCUGGAUGCAGAAAUCAGAGACAUUGUAUCCAAAUUCGAAGAUGCACUCCAUUUCCGCCUCUCGCGUCAGAUUUCUUCACAAUCUCAGCCAAACCAUCCAUCGAAAUUCUCCAUAGAUCUGCAGGACCUUGCUCGUGAUGUCGAUUCGUUCAUCGAAACGGCGGAGAAGAUGGAGGAGCAGUACGCGAAUCUGCUGGAGAAUCUGCUGCCCGAGGGAGAAGACAAAGCUGCUGAUUUUGACGGAAGCAAAUCGAAGAUGGUUGGAUUAUCCGAUCUGUUCGGUAAUUUCAAACGUAUGUUCACCGUCCCCAACUAUUUUGGGCUGCCGAUUUUCGCUCUCGUCGGAAUGGCGGGAAUCGGUAAGACUACUCUUGCUAAGGAGAUAUAUUAUGAUCCUCUGAUUUUGAGCCAUUUUGAUUGCUGUGCUUGGGUUAAAGUAGGUAGAAAAUGUGAAUUGAGUGAAAUCCCUUGGCACAUUCUUGCUCAAGUAGAUAAAUCUUUUGGAGAUGGAGAUGGAGAUGGAGAUUGUGAAAUGAUAAAUCAGCGUUUAUAUGAAUUUUUGAAGGAUAAAAGAUACUUGAUUGUGUUGGACGAUGUGUGGGAAACGAAGGUUUGGGAUUAUUUGGAGUGUUGUUUUCCGAAUAGCGAUAAUGGAAGAAGCCGGAUCUUGAUUACAACUAGGCUGAUGGAAGUAUGUGAUCACUGCAAUAGUAGAGCAAGAACUGUGCCUUUUCUGAAUAAAGAGGAGAGUUGGGAUCUUUUCUGGGAGAAGGUGUUUGGUGAGGAAUGGUGCCCUCCUAAACUCGAGGAAGCGGGGAGGAAGAUUGUGAAGCAUUGUGAUGGCCUUCCUCUCACUAUAGUCAAAGUUGCGGAGCUCUUAUCUAAAGUGGAUAUCACGGUUGAGUACUGGAAUGAGGUGGCAUCGGACAAAGAGAACUCUGUUUUCCUGGAGGUGUACUGUGAAAUAUCAGAGAUACUAUUUCCGAGUUAUGAAUACUUGCCUCAACGUUUGAAGCCAUGCUUUCUUUAUAUGGGUGUUUUUCCUCAAGAUUAUGAGAUUUCGCGGUCCAAACUUGUGGAUAUGUGGAUGGCUGAGGGGUUUCUUGUGCCAAAUAUUGAAGAAACAUUAGAAGAUUGUGCUACAAAGUGUUUGGUUGAGCUUGUUUCCCAUAGUCUCGUCGUAGUGUGUGAGGAGAGCACCAUACUUCGUCGUAAGGUGAAAACUUGUCGCCUUCAUUCUUCCCUGUGGCACUUUUCUAAGAUGGAAGUUCGCAAGAACAAGUUCUUCAGUGUCCUAAAUAGCCGCGCCUAUGGUCUUGGAGAAGGUUUUGAAGGUGGACGGAGAUUUUCCAUCCACAACAACGUUUUGUUGGGUAUAAAAGAUGUGUGUGAUACAUUAGAAGAUGAAUGUGCAAUUACUGCACGUUCCCUCCUAUGUGUUGGUCCGUAUCAUUGCUAUCCGGUACCCUUAGGCUUCGGUUUGAGGUUUCUCAGAGUACUCAAAGCUCUUUCGAUCCGAUUAUAUGAAUUUCCAACGGAAGUGUUGGAACUAGUCCAGUUGAGAUACCUUGCCCUUACGUACAAUGGAGAUCUCCCUGGUUCCGUGUCCAAACUCUUUAACCUUCAGUUCUUGAUUAUCCAUCGCCAUCUGAGCAUUAUAUCGAAUCCAUCUCAAUCUUAUGUGCCUCUAGAGAUAUGGGAUAUGCAAGAACUAAAGCAUCUACAGAUAAUGGGAAGCGACCUACAAGAAACUAGUUCUGGCGCGUUCUUGGAAAACCUACGAACACUUUUAGAUGUGAGUGUUGCUAGCUGCACCAUUGGGGUUCUUCAGAAAAUCUCCAAUCUAGAAAAGCUUGGUAUCCAAAUUGAGUUGGUGCCUGAUGAUGAUGGUGAACCUUUUCAAUGUUUGAAUCAAAUUUCUUGUCUUGAUAAACUAAAAUCACUUAAAUGUAUUGUUCUGAAUCCUGAGCUAAUGCCCGAGCCUGGGUUUGCUGCUCCUGUCUCAAUGUUCCCAUCGAGCCUAGUAAAGUUGCACUUGAGCGGGCUGUGCUAUCCUUGGGAAUAUAUUAAUACUGUUGGUUUGUUGCCGAAGCUCCAUGUGCUGAAAUUGAAAUGCUAUGCCUUUCGAGGCCCGAAGUGGGAAGUCGAUGACUUUAAAUUCCAAAGGCUUCGGUCCCUCGUGAUCGAGGAUACGGAUUUGGUCGAAUGGAAGGUGGGAAGUGGAUGCUUCUCAAGGCUUAGGCAUAUCAGCAUAAAACAUUGCUACAACUUGGAGGAGUUCCAUUGGGAUUAUGAUUAUUAUUUCAAGGAUGUUGAAGUAUUUGACAGCAACCCUUUAGCUGAAGCUUUUUUUAACCAGAUAAAAGAUAGAAAAGAACGUCGUUUCCUUCGCGUUGGCUUCCAUUCUUCGUGGGAGGAUGGUAGUCGCGGAUAG
This is a messenger RNA of Salvia hispanica, 2622 nucleotides long. Its product is annotated as putative late blight resistance protein homolog R1A-10. Gene Ontology annotation, molecular function: ADP binding. Gene Ontology annotation, biological process: defense response to other organism. The record is from RefSeq and is a predicted model, not a curated record. NCBI's taxonomy places the organism in Eukaryota, Viridiplantae, Streptophyta, Magnoliopsida, Lamiales, Lamiaceae.